AUGCAAGGUGCUUGUCUACUGGCCGAUCUCGAUUCAUGGUUUCGACAUGGCCCUGCCUCUGUUGAGUCGCUGGCUCCAGAUGCCGAGAUACCAGAUCUUUGGAUCGGCGUUCUCAUGGUCGCUAUUCAGCUGGAUCAGUACUGGCGCUAUCUUGAGUUUCGAUUCAACAGUCCGACUGGAAAAGAUGUGGACGACUUGCAGGCAGAGCUAGUGAAGCAGCAAGAGCAAUGGCCUGGCGGAAGCAACAAGGUCGAAACAGUUGGUUUCUGUGCUGGCAUGAUCGCCGCCAUCGCCGUUGCCAGCUCCCACAACCGACAGGAGUUUAAAAAGCACGGCGCCGCGGCGUUACGUAUCGGGGCGCUGAUGGCGGCCCUGGUAGGAGCCACCGAAGAGUGGACUAAGCGUCUCGGCAAAGGCGGGUCUGUCUCCUUGGCUACGGCGUGGAGAAGCCACAAGCAGGGCGAUGAUUUGGCGCGCAUCGUCUCGAAAUUGUCUCCUGAUGCCUACAUCUCUGUCCUUUUCGAUGAGUCCCGAGCUACUGUGACGGCGUCGGAGCGCCUCGCGCCCAAACUGGUUAGACAGCUUCGAGCAGCAGGCGUUACGGCCAUACCGCUCGCCUUCAAGGGCCAGCUCCACACGCCCACAGCAGAGCGGGGACGUCACACCGAAGCUUUGAUCGAAUUGUGCCAGUCGAUUCCCGAGCUGCAGUUCCCGGAUGCCGCCCAACUGGCAUUGCCCACUUACCUCGCCCACCCCGAGGGAAAGCAAGUCUCGGGUGAUGAAGUCGACUUGAUUGGCACGGUGCUGCGUUCUAUCCUGGCGAAUCAGUUGAAUUGGACAAGCACCGUUUCGAAGCUCGCGGCGAACAGGAAGGACAUCUCCCUCAUUGCAUUUGGGCUCGACCGCCCUCUGCCGCCCACCAUUUUGCGCGCCUUCGGUUCUAAGCAAGUACACUUCGAGGAUGUCGAGGAUGAAAUUAGCAAGUCAACAGUGCACCCGCUUCGACAACCGCAAAAUAAUGACGCAGUGACCCGCUCGGACGCUGUCGAACCAGUACAGGUCGCUGAACCGAGUAGACCCAGUGUUCAGCCAGAAGAAGACUUCGAAGAUGUGGUUGCGGUCGUGGGCAUGUCCCUCAAAGUUGCAGGUGGCAGAGACCUGGAAGAGUUUGAGCAAAUGCUCAAGACCGGAGAGUCGCAACACGAGAUCAUCACACGCGAGAGGAUGAUGCCAGACAUGUUGUUCCGCGACAACGCUGACCCCGACAGGAAGUGGUAUGGCAAUUUCAUGCGCGACGCGGACUCUUUCGACCACAAGUUCUUCAAAAAAAGCCCACGUGAAUCGAUGGCGAUAGACCCGCAGGGCCGACUUUCGCUGGAGGCCGCGUACCAAGCUCUUGAACAGUCCGGGUAUUUCAAGGAGCUGGCCACGACCAGCGCGGCUGAGCACGAAAGACGGAAGCACAUAGGUGUUUAUGUCGGCCUCUGCUCUUACGAGUACGAUGUUAACAUUCAUUGCCAUCCGACCAGCGCGUUCACUGGGACGGGGGAGCUGAGAAGCUUCAUCCCCGGGAGAGUGUCUCAUUAUUUUGGAUGGACGGGCCCAUCGUUGACGUUUGAUACAGCAUGCUCAUCGUCCACGACGGCCCUUCACAUGGCCUGCCGGGAUCUGCUGUCAGGCGAAGUCCCGGCGGCGCUUUGCGGUGGCGUCAAUGUCUUGACGAACCUGCAAUGGACACAAAACCUCGCCGCCGGCAGCUUCAUCAGCCCGACAGGCCAGUGUAAACCCUUCGAUUCUGAUGCUGACGGUUACUGCCGUGGCGACGGGAUCGCCUAUGUCUUCCUGAAGAAGCUAUCAACCGCCGUGGCCGAUGGUAACACGGUCCUGGGGACCAUCCGCUCUACGGGUCUCAAUCAAAACCUCAAUACCACGCCACUAUUUGUUCCCAACGUACCCUCUUUAUCGACACUGUUCAAUCAUGUAAUCCGCAAAGCCCGCGUCAACCCACGUGACAUUUCGCUGGUCGAGUGCCACGGCACUGGCACGCCUGUGGGAGACCCUGCCGAGUGGGAAAGCAUACGUAACGCUGUGGCAGGCUCUUUGCGCGAUACUGUUCUGCCUAUUGGCUCAGCCAAGGGUCACGUCGGUCACACUGAAGGCGCGUCCGGCAUCGUCUCCCUCAUCAAGGUGCUCUUGAUGAUGCGAGGCAAUUUCAUCCCUCCUCAAGCUAGCUUCAAGAGCAUGAAUCCCAACAUCCGUGCGCAGCAGUCAGACAAUAUGGAAGUCGUUACGUCGUUGCGGUCUUGGCCAGAGGACCGGAAGCUGGCUCUGAUCAACAACUACGGCGCUUGCGGAUCCAAUUCGAGCGUGGUGGUCGCUCACUCGGCUCACAAGCCUACCAAAACCUUCUUGACCGGAAUAUCACCGCGAUUGCCCUUCUGGAUCUCCGGCCUUGACAUCCAAAGUAUUGCGGCGUACAGCACUGCGCUCGCUCCCUAUCUUCGCUCGCACGCCGGGUCUGAAGAUGAUCAGCCCAAGCUCGCCGAUGUAUCGUUCAAUAUGCAAUGGCAAUCAAACCCCGGCUUACCCCUAGGGUUGAUCUUCAGCUGCAGUUCAUUAGACGAGCUACAGGACAAGCUUGCCAAUGCAACUGUGGCUACCAAAGACACAGCUGCCAGCAUCGGCAUCGCGCCUGUGAAGCCUGAGCGACCUGUCAUUCUGUGCUUUGGUGGCCAGGUGUCGACAUUCGUUGGGCUCGACCGCACGGUCUACGAAGGCGCAGCAGUGCUGCGGCAUCACCUGGAUAAAUGUGAUACCGCCAUCACAUCUAACGGCUUGGAAAGUAUCUACCCCGACAUUUUCUCCUGCGAGCCCUAUCAGGAUAUCGUCAAGCUCCAGACCGCGCUAUUUGCUAUGCAGUAUGCCUCAGCCAAGAGCUGGAUGGACUGUGGGCUAGCUGAUAAGAUUGUAUCCGUCGUUGGCCACAGCUUUGGUGAGAUAACAGCACUCUGCGUAGCGGGUGUGCUGAGUCUGGAAGACACAGUCAAACUGAUUGCUGGUCGGGCUAAGCUAGUGCAGAACGCUUGGGGACCUGACCCGGGUGCCAUGAUGGCCAUCGAGGCUGACGAAGCAGUUGUGCAUGAUCUCCUGAAAGAGUCAAACCUCGAAUCCGACGGAUCAGCUGGCAUUGCCUGCUAUAAUGGUCCUCGCAGCUUCACUAUCGCUGGGUCGACAAAAGCCAUCGACGCAUUUGCCACCACGCUAGCUGGAAAAGGCAGCGCGGUCAAGGACGUCAAGAGCAAGCGUCUGAAUGUCACCAAUGCUUUCCAUUCCGCAUUGGUUGAGACUAUUGUCGACCGCCUCGGGGAGAUCGGCAAAGAAGUGACCUUCCACGACGCUACCAUUCAAGUAGAACGUGCCACGGAGCAUGGCGACCCGGCGGCCCAGCUGGACUGGACCUUUGUCGGCUCCCACAUGCGCCAACCGGUCUUUUUCAACCACGCCAUACAGCGGCUCGCAAAGAAACAUUCGCAUGCUAUCUUCCUUGAGGCGGGUUCCAACUCAACUAUCACCGUCAUGGCAUCGCGCGCACUUGCUCACACGGCGUCAACACAUUCUGAUGCGUUCCACUUUCAAUCCGUGUCUAUAAUCAACACCAAGAAGGGUAUCGAGAGGCUCACAGAUGCAACUGUAGAUCUAUGGAAACAGGGCCUUCGUGUGUCAUUCUGGGCCCACCACCGGGUACAGAAGGGCGAGUAUGCGGAGCUCCUCUUGCCACCAUAUCAAUUCGAAAAAUCACGCCAUUGGCUCGAGCUCAAGUCGCCAAUCGAGCAGGCUAUCAAGGUAGCUCAAGAAAAGAUCGGAAGCAAUGGGUUGCUGCUAGCGGCGGGAGAGACACAGCAGAAACAAGUUGACCCUAAGACCCUUGAUAUAUGGACCUUCAUGGGCUUCCAGGACCACAAGAGUGGCAACACCAAGAAGAAGACCAAGCUGGCUAGGUUCCGCAUCAACACGGCGUCAGAAAAGUACCAGCGUCUGUUCGCGACCCACGUCAUCGCGAAGACGGCACCCAUUGCUCCAGCCACACUUGAAAUAGACAUGGCCAUCGAGACCCUUUUCAGCCUUAAUCCUGAAUGGAGACCGAAUGGGUUCUCGCCAAUAGUCCGCGAUAUGCUCAGCCAUUCGCCGAUCUGUGCCGACUCGACGCGUGACUACUAUAUCGACCUUGAGCCGCUCAACAAGAACGAAACCGAGUGGCACUGGACCAUCCACAGCGUUGGCACUUCCCCUGCCGACGACAAGCACGCUGAAGGCCGCAUCAACAUGUGUUCGCCAUCCGACCCAGCCGCUCUCCAAGAGUUUGAACGUUGGGAGCGCGUAGUUACCCAUGCGCAGUGUCAAGCGGUUCUGGCGUUGGGCCCCAACGAUGAGGGUGUGGAGGCGCUUCAAGGCCGGAACGUGUACCGAGCCUUUGGAGAAGUUGUGGAAUUCGGCUCCGUGUACCAUGGCGUGCGGUAUGUUGUAGGCCGCGACAACGGCGACAGUGCGGGUGUCGUGCACAAGCGUCACGCCGGCGACACCUGGCUUGAUGUCCCUAAAGCAGACUCGUACGGCCAAGUUGCAGGCAUGUACGUGAACCUGCUGACUGACAUCCCCUCGAGCGAUAUGUUUGUGGCCACAGGGCUCGAGCUGGUGAUGCGCUCGCCAAAAUCUCGGACUUUAAACGAUGGCCACGAGCAUGGCCCUGGUGUCUGGCACGUUCUCGCUCGCCACGCGCGUCGAAACGAAAAGGCCUACGUGACGGAUGUCUUCAUCUUCGAUGCCUCAACGGGUGCCCUGAGCGAGGUCAUACUGGGCCUGAAGUAUGUCCGCAUUCCCAAGGCGACGAUGAGCAAGGUCCUGGCACGAGUGACAAUAGAUAAGUCGUUUUUGAGAAGCACCGCAGCGUCUCUACCACCGUCUGCCCAGCCUCUUGCCACCCUUGACAGGCCAAUGAAUGCCGCUGGUCCAAACUCCAAAUCGGCACCACUCCAAUCCCGUCCCAAGGCAAAGAAGACCAAAACAAAACCAGCUAGCGAGCCGCGCGAUAUCGCAAACGAGGUGCGCGAUGUGGUCGCCAGCGUUUCCGGCAUCGAGCCCAGCGAGAUGAGCCUCGACAGUGAGAUGGCUGACCUGGGUAUUGAUUCGUUGAUGGCCAUGGAGCUGGCGCGCGAGAUUGAGAAUACUUUCCACUGCACGCUCGACCGCACAGAGACGAUGGUAGCCACCACCCUUCGCGAGUUCGUGGCCUGCGUGUCGAAUGCUUUGGCCAGGGCUGGAGGUGAGAAGGACUUUCAAGAACAGGGCGAAGAAGAGGACAGCGACGAUGACAUGGUAACCGGAGAGGGUGAUGUCGUGCUCUCAGACUCGGAAGACGAAGACACAACCUCUGAUAUCUCUACUCCGGACGACGGCUCGGACUUCACCAGCGAAAGUCAGGAUUCGAUGACUGAUUCACCUGUCCCAGUGGAAGAAGUAUAUAUGGGCAAUGUGGCAGUCCGCGAAGCAGAGGCGCUGCGCUUGAUGGCAGCCUACACGACAGAUUGGGACUCGCUCGCACUCAAGGCUGCGGCGAACGGCACUAUCAGAACCCGCUCCAGUGCCGGAGCUGUGGUGGUCGUGACGGGCGCUUCGGGCAGCCUUGGGGCGCACAUUGUUCAGACACUCGCGGAGCGAUCGGGUGUCGCAAGUGUCAUUUGCAUCAACCGCGCCAUCAGUGACAUGCCCGCCGACACUCGGCAGGCAGAGGCGCUAACUUCGAGAGGCAUCGGGCUGUCCCCAGCCGCACGCGAGAAGCUGCGGGUAUACGGUACUGACACAUCCAAGCCACAGCUCGGUCUACCAGACAAGGAGUACACCUGGCUCGCGCAGCACGGCACACACAUCAUCCACAACGCGUGGCCCAUGAGCGCCACGCGGCCACUCAAAGCUUUUGAGCCUCAGAUCAAGGUGAUGCGGAACCUGCUGGACCUGGCGCGCGACAUGGCAUUAGGUACCGAGCCGCGGAGGAUAGGUUUCCAAUUCAUCUCCUCGAUCGGCGUGACCGGCUUCUCGACUGAGCCCCACGUGCUCGAGCAGGCCAUGCCCAUGGCCGCGGUGAUGCCCAGCGGCUACAACGAGGGCAAGUGGGUGUGCGAGCGCAUGCUCACCGACACGCUGCGCCGUCACCCACGGCUCUUCCGGGCCAUGGUGGCGCGGCCGGGCCAGAUCUCUGGGUCAACCGCAAGCGGAUUCUGGAACCCAGUCGAGCACUUUGCUUUCGUGGUGAAAAGCGCUCAGGCACUCAGAGCGUUACCCGACCUACCAGGCGUGCUGCAUUGGUUGCCCGUGGAUAAAUCUGCCAAAGUCAUGGUCGACUUGCUGAAUAUCGACAGCCGUGAUGAUGCGACAGAGGCGUAUCCGGUCUAUCACGUCGACAACCCCGUUGGCCAGCCGUGGAAGGAAAUGUUGACGGUUCUAGCGGGUGCCCUUGAUAUUCCUCCCCACGGCAUCAUCCCCUUCAAAGAGUGGAUUGAACGGGUUCGCCAAUCGUCUCUGCCCCCAGCCGAGAACCCGGCCGCCCUCGCCCUGGGCUUCCUCGAAAGCCACUUUGUGCGCAUGGCUUGCGGUGGUAUUGUUUUGGACACGCAAAGAUCAAGUGAGCAUUCUAAAACCAUGGCCGCAGAAGGGCCGGUGAGUGCUGAGGUGGUGCAGUCCUAUGUCUCGUCUUGGAAGGCGAUGGGGUUUCUUAAUCGGUAA
Molecule: messenger RNA, 6777 nt
Organism: Penicillium maclennaniae
Lineage: Eukaryota; Fungi; Ascomycota; Eurotiomycetes; Eurotiales; Aspergillaceae
Product: putative polyketide synthase
Exons: 1
Coding region: 1-6777 (2258 amino acids)
Biological process (GO): fatty acid biosynthetic process; secondary metabolite biosynthetic process
Molecular function (GO): 3-oxoacyl-[acyl-carrier-protein] synthase activity; phosphopantetheine binding; fatty acid synthase activity
Source: RefSeq, a predicted model, not a curated record